Molecule: messenger RNA, 692 nt
Organism: Daucus carota subsp. sativus
Lineage: Eukaryota; Viridiplantae; Streptophyta; Magnoliopsida; Apiales; Apiaceae
Product: small ribosomal subunit protein uS9
Exons: 1
Coding region: 85-522 (145 amino acids)
Biological process (GO): maturation of SSU-rRNA from tricistronic rRNA transcript (SSU-rRNA, 5.8S rRNA, LSU-rRNA); translation
Cellular component (GO): cytosolic small ribosomal subunit; ribosome
Molecular function (GO): RNA binding; structural constituent of ribosome
Source: RefSeq, a predicted model, not a curated record
UAAACAAGCUGUCGCUCUUCUUCCUCCUUCUAGGGUUUCAAAUACUCAAAGCGGCGGAGAUCAAAACAAAUAACUCCCUAAACAAUGGCGACAGCACCACCGGAAUCCGUCCAAUGCUUCGGCCGUAAAAAGACCGCCGUUGCCGUCACUCACUGCAAGCGCGGCCGUGGCCUAAUCAAAAUCAACGGCGUCCCAAUCGAGCUGGUUCAGCCCGAGAUCCUCCGUUACAAAGCCUUCGAGCCGAUCCUCCUCCUCGGCCGCCACCGCUUCGCCGGCGUCGACAUGAGGAUCCGCGUCAAAGGAGGCGGUCACACUUCUCAAAUCUACGCCAUUCGUCAGAGUAUUGCGAAGGCGCUAGUUGCGUAUUACCAGAAGUUCGUUGAUGAGGAGUCGAAGAAGGAGAUCAAGGAUAUUCUGGUUAGGUAUGACAGGACUUUGCUUGUGGCUGAUCCUAGAAGAUGCGAGCCCAAGAAGUUUGGUGGGCGUGGUGCUCGUGCUAGGUUCCAGAAGUCGUAUCGUUGAGCGCUUUUCGUGUUUGGUAGUAUCGGAACUUUGUUUUCGGUUAUUAUUAUUAUUAUUAUUAUUGUUAUGUUUCGUGUUUUUUUGGCGUUGUGGACCUACAAUGAAAUGUUAUUUUAGAAUGUGGUUUCGAUGUUUUGGAUAUUUAAGUUUAUGAAUACUCGGUUUCAAUA